Caenorhabditis remanei is the source of this 2919-nucleotide messenger RNA. RefSeq lists its product as uncharacterized. The record is from RefSeq and is a predicted model, not a curated record. The transcript is spliced from 11 exons. Gene Ontology annotation, molecular function: protein-folding chaperone binding; ATPase inhibitor activity. NCBI's taxonomy places the organism in Eukaryota, Metazoa, Nematoda, Chromadorea, Rhabditida, Rhabditidae. Gene Ontology annotation, cellular component: cytoplasm. Bases 1 to 2919 code for a protein of 972 amino acids.
AUGGCCACCUAUGUUAAGAACUUUUUUCGCGCAAAACGGCGGAAAACUGAUUCAUCCUCGGAAGAAAGUGAUCUCCACUUACCGCCCCGCCCACCGUCAUCAUCUGGAGCGUCGACGUCAUCAUCAGCCGGCGUCUUUCUGAGUCCCUCGUCAACAGCGAAUUCGAUUGAUUUUAUGAUUGGAACGACGACGACUACGACGAUGACGUCAUCUCCAUCGACGUCAUCUGUUCUCGCUCCUCCCCUUCCUCUAUCAGUUGUAUCGAUUCGAACGGGAUCUGGAGUAGGGAUUGGUCACAGACGGCAGCAUUCUAGUCCUGGACACCUGCAACAGUACCAACAAGAACUCCACUCUCGACACGCUGCGAACAUCGCCAGAAUCGCCUCGAGAAGACGUCGGAAUACGGAGGAUCACGAUCCGAAUGAGAGGCCACCCAAGUUUAAGCAUCGAAGUCCCUACUAUCAAAGCAGUGGUUCCCUCGCCCACUCCGAUAUGCGAAUGAUACUAAUCGAAGCGGAAUCGCGUGUGCUCUACGACACGGCUACAGUAAUCCCCGUGAGAUACGGUAUCCAUCCGGCGAAACGAUCCCUCUCGGCGUGUGGAGAAUUUCAGUUUUUGAGACGGCGAAAGGAUACGCAGAAAUUGUCACAAAUGAUAUUCGGUGCGGUGCCGAAUCUGAAAACGAACGAGUCGUUCAGGAUUCAUGUGUUAGAAGACCAAGAGACAAUUCUCGUCAGCAAGACAUUCGCCAUUCCAAAGAGCCGAAAAGGAGCCCUUCCACCACCUGCCGCCGCCACCGUCCUCCGUAACCAUCUUCUCGACGCAGCGGCGACGUCAUCUGAUUCAGAUUCCCAAAGUACCGUCAAAUCGCUCGACGGAUGGAGAACUCGAACAUCGAAAUCGAUAAUGACGACACCGGAGGGAUUCAAUCGUGUCCGUCACAUAUCGAUCACUUUUGGAGAGGACGAUUCAUACGAUUCGCAUCAGAAUUUGUUCGGAUCGCCCGGCGGAUCAUCGUCGAUGAGUUUGCCGAGAGCGUUCUCACCGCCUCAUCGGAUUUCGAAGGCGAGAAGAAGGCAGAUGGCUGUGACGACUAGUUUGAGUGAGACUUCGGCCGUUCCAAUACCAUCGUCACUGAAAGCGCGUUCCCGAAUGAGUUCGAUGAGUUCCUCGCAAGCAGACGACACAGACGGUCAUCCGAUGUCAAUGCAGAAUAUGCGAAACGUCGCCCUGGGAAUUCUGGUUCCAAUCCAACAGAGAUGUUUCCUAAUGCAACACAUACCACUCAUCGAAUCGGAGAUGUCUCGUCUCGAGACACGAAUCAUAAACGCCGCUGGCCAUCCGUCGACAUUUCUUCAGAAUAUCUCGAAAUCGUGGGAGGAACUGACUGAGAUCAUAUGCCAACUGCAUAAUGCACCACGACUGAAACAUCCGUAUUGGUUGGCACUGAAUGAGAAGUGCCAUCUGGAUGGACGGACGUUGGCGACGGAGUUUUGUGAGCAGCUGGCGUAUUUGGUGCGGAAAUACGAUAGAAAGGAGGCUGGAUAUUUCCUAUCCAACCUGGUCACCGCCCUUCUCAUGCAUCACAUGUCGUGGGUCGCCAGUGUCGCCUCCCCACCGCUCGUCAAUAUGGAUCGAAAACAAAAGCAAAACACCCUCUUCGGAAUGAACUCGAAAGAAGGCGCUCCGACGGUCGGCUAUAACGCCCUCAUGGCUCAAUAUCUCGAAAUUUCGGGAGCCUGCGGAAAUAUGAGAUCAGCAAAGUUGUGUAUUCUCGGCGAUGAUGUCGAGAUUCUCGCCUCCGUUUGCUCCGUUCUUUCGUUCUUUAUUCGAUGCUCCGCAGUACAACAUAUUGACAGUGACAAGAUGUGGGAAGUGCCAACCGAACAACCGUUCUCGCCAAUCGACGUUUCCGGAUCGCCCGCCUCGAUGCUCGGAUGUGCCCAUCAUCAUCAGAAUCUGAAUAAUUUGAUAAAAAGUCAGAAGACAAACGGUUUCAUUGCGAAUGGAUCGGCGACGACACCAUCCGGCUCUACCGUAAUCCUGAAUCCACAUCAUCCCGAGGAGACGUCGUCGGUGGCAAUGAUGCGACGACUUCGAAAUAACAAUAUGAUGGAUGAGAAUGCGCCGUCGACGUCGACAGCCGCCGCGUUGUUGGAUGCUGAUGUGGCGAUGAGUACUGAGAUCACGGUAAUUUCGACCACGCACUCGCACAGCGUCUGCGUGAUCGAUCGAGUCGACUUUCCGUGUUGUCCGACAAUCGCCGACGCAGAGGACAUGUGGGUUCCACGACCGAAUUCCGAGGGACUCGGGCGGUCGAUGUUCGCUGGACCACUCGACAACUAUUGUCCGCAUUUCGUGUUGUCAGCGUUGAUGAAAAGCAAUGCGAAUAUGCCCGACGUUUAUUCGAGAAUGUUCGACGAAGUGCGUUGCAACGACUCUCCAUGCCACCGCUCCUCAACCACAUCCACCACAAUCCACCACCAAUCAGUCGCCUCCUCCUCCUCUCAAUCCACAUCGUCCAUCUGUGAUCCAUCGAAUCCGGAGAACGUCCUAAUCGUCGCCGACAUUGAACAGAUGACGGUGAAAGUGUUAUCAUCUGAAGGCUCCGACGAGGUGACGUCACCCUCUGAAUCCGUUGUCGCUAUGUUGGAGCAAUUCGUGGGGAUUCAUGAUGCGGUGCCGGCGACUGCCGAGUUUCUCGUCGGAAUUAUUGAGGACUCGUUGGCUCAUAUCGUUGGAAAGAGUCUCACGUUGGUUGAGCUCGUCAGAAGUGAUCAAUCGAAACACCCGAACUCUCCACAACUGACACCGGACCGCGUGCGUACCAUAAUCGGUUGCGACCAUUCGGAUCUCCGUCUCAUUGUGAAUGUGGCCGCCGUCUACUGGCCGCCCGUCUUGCAAUCCGUUUUGGGAUAA